CUUUUCUCCUUUGGCAGCCCUCUCGCCGCAGCCCCCGUUCGGAGCCAGCUUCCCCGUGUACUCUACUCCUUCCCCUCGGCCGCUUGGCAAGAUGCUCUGGCCAAACAUCGUGUCAACAACGCGGUUGAUAUUCCAACGCCGGUAUCGCGCUUUUCUCACCCAGGCAAUCGUCGCAAUCAUCAUCGUGGCCUUCGUGCUGAACUCCUACGGCCCAUCGAUACGAGACUUUACCGCCACACCACAAGAGCAGGACGUGGGGAUUCCGGGCAGCUACACCGGGGAGAGUUUGCUCGCUCCCAAGCCAGACCCGGAGCAGUCUACAGGAGAAGACUAUAACGACAAGCCCGAGUCGAACUUGGAGGAGAGCUUCCUGCAGGAAUUCUCUCGUCAAGAAAUCACUGGCGAUCCCACCGACGCCGGCCUCGACACACUGUGCAAUCAGGGGAGCAGAGUGUGGAAUCCCAAUGUCAUCAUCGAGUGCCCCCUACUCGAUGGAGGCUUUGGCAAUGGUCGCCUGAACCUCUUGCAGUGUCUUCGUUAUGUCAUUGAGGCCAAAGUGUCCAUCAAGCUGCCACGCAUCGCCCGCCGAAACGCCAACGACGUGACCGACUUCCGGACCAGCGAUCACGUGGAACUCGACUACUUGAUCGAUGACAGGCGUUUCCUGCAGAUUCUGGGGAACCACUGUCCCAACCUCGUCGUUCACCCUGCGGGCUACGACGACGCGCGGAUCCGCCAUCUGCCCAUCAUAAACCCCCUCAACGAUCUGCAACUCGAAAGCUUCAGCGAAGAGAACAUGCCCCCCAUUUUCGCCGUGCCUACGCAUCCCGAACUAUGGCCGGCGGCCCUGGACAAGUGGCUGGAGUCUGCGACAGAGGGCAAGCCGCCGUCGGCCGAGUCGCCGGUGCUCCUCGGGCUUCACUCCAUCAUGUUCCUCUGGCCGACGUCGCACGACCCGCCCUCGGUGGUGCGCCACUUCAGCGAGCUCGUCCGCCCGCGGGACGAGGUCAGGCUCCUCGCGGCCGCGGCGCUCCAGCGGAUGCAGCAGCAGUUCAACGUGCACAUCGGCUUCCGGACCAGCGACGAGCCCAGGGCCCGCGACAACGCCUUCAUCGGCGUCCACCUGCGCGUCGAGAAGGACUCGAUCGACUACAAGUGGAUCUCGUACGAGGACCAGUUCAACUACCUCGACCAGCGGCUGCGGGAGCGCAAGGGCAACGCCACGCACCCCCCCGACAAGACCCUGCCGGACACGGAGAAGACGGUUCUCUACGUCGCGAGCGGCGACGCUGACGGCAUCGCCCGCUUCGCCAAAGACGUGGCGCCCAUCACCGUCGUGACCAAGAACGACCUGCUGCCCGAGGGCACCUUCGCCGGCGCCUCGCUGCGCAACAUGACCUGGGACCAGCAGGCGCUCGUGGACAUGCUGAUCCUCGAGCACUCGGGCUACUUCAUCGGCGUCCGCGACUCGACUUUCUCGUGGCACCUGGCGCUGCGGCGGGCGGCGGCCGUGAACUGGAUCACCGGCGGGUACCCCGCCGACUGCUGGCAGGGCGACGAGGGCACGAAAGACAGGAAGAGGAUCGGGUGCAAAUCAAUGCUGGCGGAGAACGAGGAGUGGCGCGACAAUCUAAGUGCCCUCGUGGGCAACGGUCAUUAUAGGCUAGAGCCGCAGGUUAUGAGGACGUCUUGGCCCUGAGGCUGGGAGAUAAAGAGAGAGAGAGAAAGAGAGAGUGUGUGUGUGGCAAUAAUCUGGUAGACCAUAUU
This is a messenger RNA of Colletotrichum destructivum, 1767 nucleotides long. RefSeq names its product Putative GDP-fucose protein O-fucosyltransferase. NCBI's taxonomy places the organism in Eukaryota, Fungi, Ascomycota, Sordariomycetes, Glomerellales, Glomerellaceae. The coding region runs from base 92 to 1699 and encodes 535 amino acids. The record is from RefSeq and is a predicted model, not a curated record. The transcript is spliced from 3 exons.